AUGCCUCUCCUAUUCCUCGAAGCCUUCCCAAGAGAGAUCCGUGACCAAAUAUACACUUAUUGCCUCGCCUCUCGCUCAGGAGCAGUGACUCUAUCUCCAUGGACCAUCGACGUCGCACGCUCUCUCUCCCUCCUCCGAACAUGCAAGCAAGUCCACCGAGAAUGCAAAGACCUCAUCUGGCUGCACAACCGACUCAGUCUUCGCGAACCGACCCAGCUCUCCCAGAAGAUCAGAGGCUUGCUGAAGCACGGCCACGCGCGGCGCAUACGGCUGCUCAAGUUGUCGCUCGAGCUGCUGGAUCGCGACGAGCUGGAAUGGUUUGCGAGUUCGGCGAAGGCUCUGGAGGACUGGUGUCGGUUUGGCAGGUUGGAGUCGAUCACUGUUGUUUCGGAAUGGGAUAAGCCGAGGGAUGUCCGGGAAUUCAAGGAGAUACAGAAUCUGAGGAGGUAUGGCGAGGCUCUGGAUGGAAGGCUGUACAGGGACUCCAGUACCUGGACGAGAAUGGUUAUUAAUACUGGGUGGCCGAGAUUUUGUCAUUGGGGAAAGCAGAGAUGGCUGAGGGAAAUGCUGUUGGAUCCAAGUGGUAUCAAUGAGCUGCUCUUGGAGAUUCAUAAAGCUUUUGGUGGCCAGCUAUACGUGGAUGGACUGCUAUGCUUCAGGAACCAGGAGCAGAUUGCUAAAGACUAUCAUUUUGAUCCGAGGAAUGGCGAGAUACUUAUCGUUCCUGGACCGAUGGUUCAUAGGCAGGCAGUCAAUACGAAAUUUUGA
Molecule: messenger RNA, 768 nt
Organism: Cadophora gregata
Lineage: Eukaryota; Fungi; Ascomycota; Leotiomycetes; Helotiales; Ploettnerulaceae
Exons: 1
Coding region: 1-768 (255 amino acids)
Source: RefSeq, a predicted model, not a curated record